UAUACUUUACACUGACCGCUAAUAAGGUUAUGAAUUUUACGCGGACUCAAUAAAAGCAAAUAUGUGUUUAACAUUAUUAAUGGGAAUUAGUAUUAUAUUUUUAUUGUUACCGUGUGAACCAGUAUUAACUCUUAUGAUAGAUCCGAAACUGUGCGAAGUAUGGGGACCAGGAUUGUCUGCUUCUGAUAUUGUGAUGCCGGCGCGGUACUUCUUCAUUCAGGCUGUUGAUGUUUCUGGUACCAAGCUGACGCUGUCCCCGGGUGAAGUGUUCACCGUGGAGAUAUCCGGCACGAGCGGUGCGAGGGUGUGUCGGGUGUGGGUGAACGUUCUGGAUCGGAGGGACGGCAGCUUCAUCGUCCGCUACAAGGUCUACAACAGCUGUGUGGACUUCCGCAUCCAGAUAACGCACCAAGGAGAGCACGUUGCGGAUUCUCCUUACGCGGUGACAGGUACAGUUAAUGGAGAAGAAUGUCUAUGUCCAGUCGAAUCCAUGUCGACGUGGUUGAAACAGUACGGUUGUCCAUCCUCAUACUCGCAGAUAGACUCCGAUCUGAACAAAUUCACAGCAGUCAACUUCACAAGUUUACGCAGCGGUUUGAUUAAGAGAUACGACCACCCAGGCAGCAUGAGUAUCUGCAACUACGUAAUUAAAGACAGCCAGAUCCACAGGAAAUGCUACGGGCAACAUGUUGGGUUCAAAAUGUUUGUGGACGCAAUCCUGCUGUCGCUGGCACGCAAAGUCCGUCUUCCCGAUAUGGAAUUUUUCUUUAACCUGGGAGACUGGCCUCUGGUGAAGGCAGAGCAAGGACACCGGGACCCCGUUUUUGCUUGGUGCGGGUCUGACGACACAGACGACAUAGUUGUGCCCACCUACGACCUCACAGAGGCCACCCUAGAGUGCAUGGGCAGAGUGACCCUGGACAUGCUCUCCGUCCAGGGCAACACGGAUGUCCCGUGGCGGGACCGGGCGGAGAAGGCGUUCUGGCGCGGACGAGACUCGCGCAGGGAGCGACUGCAACUGAUAGAGAUCGCCCGCAAACAUCCGCACCUCUUCAAUGCAUCUCUCACCAACUUCUUCUUCUUCAGGGAUCAGGAGGCCGAUUAUGGGCCAAAGGAGAAGCAUAUCUCUUUUUUCAGGUUCUUUGAUUACAAGUACGUGAUCAACAUAGACGGCACCGUAGCGGCGUACCGGCUGCCGUACCUCCUGGCAGGGGGAUCCCUGGUGCUGAAGCAGGAGUCCAAGUACUACGAGUUCUUCUACAAGUCGCUGGAGCCGUGGAAGCACUACGUGCCGUUCAGCCAAGACCUCGGCGACCUGGUGCAGAGGGUGUCGUGGGCGAAGCAGCACGACGCACGGGCGGAGGCCAUCGCCGGAGAGGGCCGUCGCUUCGCGCAGGAACACCUGCUGCCACAGCACGUGUUCUGCUACCACGCCGUGCUGCUGCACGAGUGGAGCCGGCGAGUCGAGAGCCCCGUGUCCGUGCUGGAAGGCAUGGAGCCAGUGCCCCAGCCUCACUCCGACUGCCCGUGCGCCCGCGAGGCGAGCCGCCCGCACACCGAGCUGUGACCGUCGCGGGAGGCACGUCCCUCCCUCCCGGUAGCGACAGUGUCGGGUGCAUCCGUCGACGCAGUAGUGAUGUCACUCAACCUUGAAAUUUGUACUCAUUUUGAAACUUUUCCAAUAAAAUUGUAAAAUGAGAAA
Molecule: messenger RNA, 1702 nt
Organism: Bacillus rossius redtenbacheri
Lineage: Eukaryota; Metazoa; Arthropoda; Insecta; Phasmatodea; Bacillidae
Product: protein O-glucosyltransferase 2-like
Exons: 7
Coding region: 62-1567 (501 amino acids)
Cellular component (GO): endomembrane system
Molecular function (GO): protein binding; glucosyltransferase activity
Source: RefSeq, a predicted model, not a curated record